AUGGCCAAGAAUGCUGUCACCUUGGUUCUUGAGACCUGCGGUCGGCGGGUGCAAUGGCAAAGAGCCCUCCAAGUGGCACAGGUUGAAGCUCUUGACGUGGCGCAAUGCACCACGGUGCUCAAUAUUUGUGGUCGAGGCUUGCAAUGGCACAUUGCUACAGAGCUUUUCCACCAGCUUCCUGUUCGACGCUUGCGACCCACCGUGGUGACCUACAAUGCGAUGAUCAAUGCUUGUAGUCGACGUUGGGAAGAGGCCAUCUGGUGGUUUUCAGCCCUCGAGAAGCGUGGCGAAGAGCGUAAAGAAGAACGGCCUCAGCCUAGCGUGAUUUCCUACAACAGUCUGAUGACCGUCCUUGGAACCAACAGUCUUUGGGUCCAGGCUCUAUCAGUAUGGCAGCAGAUGAUGCGGGAGGGCCUGCAACCCAGCGUAAUGACCAUCAGCACACUGGGCCGCCAUCUGCGAGGCCCAGGAGCCUUGAGACUGCUGUCACUCUGCAAUGAGGCCGAUGUGAGGCCAGACCUCAUUCUGUGCAAUACUGUGCUGGAAAACUGCCAACGGAUGCUGCGGUGGCAACAAGCCCUUGCUGUGUUGCAGGAGAUGCCAUGGAAGAUUGGCAUCACUCCAGACGAGGUCUCCUACAACACCGCUGUGAACGCUUUGGAGCUGAGCGACGCAUGGUCUACGGCGGUGCAGUUGCUCCGGCAGAUGAGAUGCGAAGAUCUUCAGCCAAGCACUGUGACUUACAAUUCCACCAUGGGCGCUUUGAAGAAAAGCCUCCUUUGGCAGAGGACCAUGAGCCUUUGGCAAGAACUCGCUGAAGAUGGGCACAGACUGAGCGAGGUGACGGGUGACAUCGCAGUGACUGCCUUGAGCUGCAGCCACAGAUGGGCAGCAGCCGUCGCACUGGUCGACUCCCAGUGGCUUGGUGGAGCGAGUGAAGGCCCGUGGGUGCUGCAGGCUUGGCUUCGGCAUGGCACUCAUGUGAAGCAUUCCAUGAGAGAAGGGCCUUACGGCACGUGCAGCAGCAGCUGCGAAGUAAGGUGA
This is a messenger RNA of Durusdinium trenchii, 1044 nucleotides long. Lineage: Eukaryota; Dinophyceae; Suessiales; Symbiodiniaceae. The record is from the annotation of a GenBank genome assembly.